This is a messenger RNA of Ficedula albicollis (Collared flycatcher), 2391 nucleotides long. RefSeq names its product chymotrypsin-C-like. NCBI's taxonomy places the organism in Eukaryota, Metazoa, Chordata, Aves, Passeriformes, Muscicapidae. Gene Ontology annotation, biological process: proteolysis. Gene Ontology annotation, molecular function: serine-type endopeptidase activity. The record is from RefSeq and is a predicted model, not a curated record. The transcript is spliced from 6 exons. The annotation marks the transcript as partial.
GCAUGGGGACAGGCAUGGGGACAUUCUCCCUCUGACCCUGUGCCUCUGCCCCUGCAGAUCUCACUGCAGUACACCCGCUCCGGCUCUUGGUACCACACUUGUGGUGGGACCCUCAUUGCCCCCCAGUGGGUGCUGACAGCUGCCCACUGCAUCAGCUCUUCCCUGACCUACCGUGUGGUGCUGGGCAAGCAGGACCUGGCAGAGGAUGAUGAGCCUGGUUCCGUGGCUGUGGGUGUGGAGAAGACCAUCGUCCAUGAGAAAUGGAACUCCAUCCUUGUCCUCAAUGACAUUGCCCUGGUCAAGCUGGCAGAGGAGGUGCAGGAGAGUGACACCAUCCGUGCUGCCUGCCUGCCUGAGCCUGGCAAGAUCCUGGCCAACGACUACCCCUGCUAUGUCACCGGCUGGGGACGCAUCAGGACCAACGGGCCCCUGGCUGAUGCCCUGCAGCAGGCUCUGCUGCCUGUGGUGGACUACGAGACCUGCUCCAAGUGGGACUGGUGGGGCAGCAUGGUGCGCACCACCAUGGUGUGCGCCGGCGGCGACGGCGUCGUCUCGGGAUGCAACGGCGAUUCUGGCGGCCCCCUGAACUGCCAGUGCGAGGAUGGCGUCUGGGAGGUGGACGGCAUCGUCAGCUUCGGCUCCGGCCUGAGCUGCAACUUGGCCAAGAAACCCACAGUCUUCACCAGGGUGUCCGCCUACAUCGACUGGAUCAACGAGAAAAUCAGCGCCAACUGAGGAUGCGGCAUGUGGAGAUCCCACUCUUGAUAAAAGCCAAGAGCAAAAGUGUUGAGCUGUCUUGCUGGGUUUUUUUGGGAGGGGAGGGAAUGUGGUGGAGCUGGGGACACACAUCCAGGGCUGGGUCUUGCUUGUGUGCUGGAGAAGGUGCCCUGUUGUGCAGUGGGGCUGGGCAGGGCUCUGGGAAGGCUGUCGGGCACAUCCUGCAAGAUGCUUCCAGUCCUUGUGGCCAUGGCUGAGCCAAAGGGCUCAAGGUUUAACAAGUAGUUGGAUGGGAGAGGGGCUGGGGUCCAUACAGGUUGUUUAGGGGAGCUCCAGCUGGCCCUUGGGGACAAUCUGGAACAGUUGGUAGCUCCCAGGGUGCUUUAGGAGACCUCACUGGCACUGCCUAGAUGAGGGCUGACUUUCAAACGGGGGUCUUGAGGGAACUGGGUUGGCCUUGGGGGCCGUGAGAGAGUCUGACUGGUUUGGGAAGUGGUCAGGAUGCCUGCAGGAGCUCUCUUGGAGAUGGAGCUCUUGGGAGCUGUGCAGCACUGCCAGCUCCAUCUCCAGAACCUGUGAUGUGGCCCAGGAGCAGAGCACCUUACCAUGGAUCUCCUUCCGUGGUGGCUGGAGGAACAAAGUGGGUGUGGGCAGCUGACAGAACCCCCAGCUGUGGGGUUCCCAGGAGGAGCCAGGGCUGCCCUGGAGGAGAGAGGGGAAUUUUCCAGGAAAAAGGCAGCGUGUUGGUGGGAGCAGGUGUGAAGGGGCUGUCCAGGAAAUGGGGGUGGGUGCUGCACUGUGAGCUCCUGGGCAGAGCCAUCCAUCACACAUCAUCCCAUCCUGGCUGCUGGAGCCCGGGUGUGAUCCCCACGGGGUGAGGAGGUGGAGAGCGAGCAGGGAUGGAUGGCAGCACCUCAAGCUCGGCAGAGGACAAUGGACAAUGCCUGGUUUAGAAGCCAUGGUGCUACUGGACCAUUGAGCAGCGCUGUCACCAGCCCAGAGAGCAACACUGGCACCUGCACCAGGGCCCAAGAGCACUGGCACGAGCCCUGGCACUUGUGAGCCCUGGCACCCUGGGACUCUCCAGGGACCCCCUGGCACCUGGCAGCCUGACCAAAGUUUUAGCAGGUGAAGAGGGAUGCAGGCUGGGAAAUGUUUUGGAUGGACAGGAAAUGUGCUGUGGCAAAGGAUCUGUAGGGAUCACCCCAAAGGCAGUUAAAGGCCUGCCAGUCAGAUGAUGUGUGGAGGUGGCCACUCUGCGCAGCAGGAUGGGGCCAGGUGCUUGGGACACAGGCAUGGGAUUGGCAGCAGGAUCUGCUGCCUGGGAUGGAGAGCUGCAGGCUGUCCAUGGGAAGCUGGGCAAUGUGGGGUGCCCCUGUCUCCUCUGCACGUACCCACAUGUGCCAUGGGGACGGCUGUUGGGGCUGGGGGUGCAGGACCCUGGUGUCACAGCCUGUUGUGUGCGUUCCUGUGAGUUGUGUCCCAUUCUCAGAGGGGGUUUGGUGGAUGAAGGAGCCCCAGACCAAGCCCCACAGUGCCAGAAGCCUCUGUGCUGGGGCAUCCCUGCCCCACCCAGCCAGGCAUGGGCACCCCCCGCAGUGCAUGUCACCCCAAUAACCAGUGUCCCCCUGCCCAGGAGGUGGUGCAGAGCUGUGAUCCCUCUGGGUGAAGAAC